Molecule: messenger RNA, 1468 nt
Organism: Folsomia candida
Lineage: Eukaryota; Metazoa; Arthropoda; Collembola; Entomobryomorpha; Isotomidae
Exons: 3
Coding region: 74-1351 (425 amino acids)
Biological process (GO): cilium assembly; intraciliary transport
Cellular component (GO): motile cilium; intraciliary transport particle B; centrosome
Source: RefSeq, a predicted model, not a curated record
UACAUCAAAAUCAUAUUUGUCUGAUUCCAGCGACCACGAAUGCCUUAAUUUCGCCCCUCAAACUGUGCAAACAAUGACACAAAGUCGACCUGCAACUGCUCGUAGCUUCCAGUUUAACAAUAACAUUGUUGAAGUUGUUGGGAGUUCUUCAAGAAUGACACCCCAAACUCCUCACAAUUCGACGGCCUACAAAGAUCCCAGACACCCGUACAGCGAUGCUCUCGGGUUGGAUGCAGAAAUUAAAAAGAUAUCACAGACUCAGAAACUCUUAAGCAAUAUAAAGCCUGGGAUGAUGGUGGACAAUGAUGACGAGGAUGAUGACGAAUCUUUAAAUGAUGACACCAACCUCUCCUCUUUCAUGGACGAAGACGAAGAUGACUCCGGUUUCCUAUACCCCACUCACGAUUAUGGGGCGUGGAUCGACUCUGCCGUAGAAGAGGUGCCCUCUCCAGACCAAACUUUCCCCACACCACCAAUUCAUGAUGAAGCAGCAAUGAAGGACUACCUCAAACUUAAGGACAUUUGGGAGCUUCAAUUGGACAUCAAGAGGGGUCGGCUUGGAGAAUUUGUCAGUAAGAAUUGUAUGCAGCCGGGGAUUCAUAAAGCUGAUUCGUACAACCCGAAGGAUUAUUCUAAUCUCAAAGUCUCCCCGGCAGUUUCUCAACUCUUCAACUACAUUCGUCCCUCAGCGUUGUCUCCAGACGUCCAAGAGGUCAAACUAGCUCCCUUCAUUCCUGAUUUUUAUCCAAGUGUUGGAGACAUUGAUGCCUUCAUCAAGGUGUGUGAACCGACCAUUGACGAUGAUGGCGUCGGACUGAAAGCUUUGGAUGAACCAUCGACGAACCAGAGUGAUCCUUCCUUGCUUGACCUGCAGUUACGAGCUCUCGCUAAAAUGAAAUCGGUGAAAGCCGUGAUGGUGAAAAGUUUGGAAAAUGCGAGUGAGCAUCCUGACUUGGUGGAGAAAUGGGUCAAAGAUAUUACGCAACUGCACAGAUCUAAACCAAGCCCUUCUGUCCACUAUUCGAAGCAAAUGCCGGAUAUUGAGACCUUGCUACAAGAAUGGUCACCUGAGGAGGAGGAAAUCAUAAAACAAAUGAAAAUUCCCGAGCCAGACAUUUCCUGCAGUUUGGAAAACUAUGUCGAUAUUGUGUGCAACAUGCUGGAUAUUCCCGUCUACAAUGAGAAUAAGGUUCACAGUCUUCAUGUCCUGUUCAGUUUGUACGCCGCAGCUCAAGAGUUCAAUGAAGUUGUGGGUGUGGAUGUGCUCAAUUUGAGGGAGCAGCAAUUCGAAACAAGAGAUUCCAGGCAGCAGGAAUUUGAUCAAGAUAUGGAUGCUUUGAAGCUUAAUUGAGUAACUUAUGUAUGUCUCAUCAUUUAUAACAGUUUUAGGCCCACGUUAAUUGCAGGUGUUCCACAUUAAAUAAACUGCCUUGGCUGUACGCACUUAAGUUUGCACUUGACUCUUGAA